Colletotrichum truncatum is the source of this 1296-nucleotide messenger RNA. RefSeq lists its product as uncharacterized. The record is from RefSeq and is a predicted model, not a curated record. Gene Ontology annotation, molecular function: protein binding. NCBI's taxonomy places the organism in Eukaryota, Fungi, Ascomycota, Sordariomycetes, Glomerellales, Glomerellaceae.
AUGGAAAUGUCAUUGCCAGACGAACUCUGGGUUGCUAUUUUCUCAUAUCUGCCCGACUUCAACAAUCUGAGAGACGCUGCCCUCACUUGUCUAACAUGGUUCCGCUGUGCUCCUUCGGCUUGUCGUCAGGUGAUUCUGAACGAGACAAACCAGCACACCCUUCCUGAAGCUAUUAUGGCAUUGGAGUCUUCUAAAUUCAGCCCCAGAGAUCUCAAUAUGGUCGCUGCUUAUAGCGACAAAUAUCUCAAAAAACGACCCCCUAUCCCUCCUUCGAUCAGCAUGGCUGACGGUGCCGCCCUUGCGGAAAUAAGCAAGUGCGCCCGCCAUCUAACAGACAAAUAUCAAGAAUUCGCCCUCCAACGUCUCACAAAGGAGCAGCGUGGUCUAGCCGAUGACCGCCGAGACUGGCCACAGCCUCCUGCCUCGCCCGAGGAACCUACAGCUGCAGAAACGGCCCGUUUCCAACGAGCUCUGUACCGGUUUGAGGUUUACUGCAAUCUUUUUAAAGAUCCAGAGGUCGUAAGGUUCAACCUAGACGUCGUCAAUUUUCAACGGGCUCAUUUCUUUGACUACCUGUCGCCCUGGGAGAUGGAGCAGCUGGUUGGUGUGAGAGACUAUCUUGCAGCCGCCAUAAUCGGACCUCCAUUGUAUGCACUCGUAGAGCUCCGGAAGCUCGAAGCACUCUCAAAACACCAUUGUGGCCCCCGGAACGGGCAACAAGUGGUGUACUGGACAGGUCCGGUUCUCCCACCUAACCUGGAGCGCGGGGACUGCCACAUCAAGCAGAAUCAAGCUCGACUGCUAUGUUUUGGCAUCAAGUUUCUCUACAAAGUGUCUAUUACACCCACCACCCAAUUCUACCAGCUUCUCCUUGCUCUCCCUCAGCAACCGCGGUACAACAGCUACAAUCGCGUGGGCGAGAUCUACGUCUGGUUCUCUGAUGCUGUGGACGAAUGUAAUGAGCUGAGCAACCUCGAACUACCACUCGACAAGCCUGUGGGCGCGUGGACGACAGAGGAGUACAGGGAACACGUUCGGCAAUCUCUGGUGACCCAGGAUACUGACAAGGGGCCCGAAGAAGCCUGGUAUUGGGCAUACCAGUGGUUUCCGGGUUUUGAGAACAACGAUUUACGAAUGACUAAUUGCCGUCUUUUUGGGCUGUUCUUCUGGGACUCCGAGCGGCUUAAAAACGUCAAUUUCUUCACGCGAGUCGACUUCUGGUGGUGGAGGUGGGAAGGUGGCCGCCAGCCAGACUUUGACUGGGAAGUUGGCGCUACGAACUUUCAACGAUUUUAA